AUGAACACGCCCACGAAGCCCAUUCAAUCAAAAUUUGUACCAUCGCCUUCUGUGAAGAGGCUAUUCAAUUCCCCCAACUACUCAAUCCUCAGUGCUUCUCCACAGAUUUCAAGGAGCGCUGCAGUGGAUUUUGACUUGAACUACGAUGAAACUGGCGGCCACGACGACUCAAUUAACCUCCUCCCACCUCAAUCCACCGACUCUCAGCUCAUCGAUAAACUCCGGCUAUGGCGACACGACGCAAUGAUGCAGCAUCUAUACACGACCGCUCAAUUCUGGGGCGAUAAAUGCUUACACCUCACAAAUGACCCAAAUGACGCGUUCUGGUUGGCUCAGAUUUACUUCUACACCCACUCUUACCUACGUGCUGAGCAGCUUCUCACUAAUCCUUUCAACAUGAACGGCGAUUUCGUACGCUUAUACCAAAUUUCUGUCUUUUGCAGAUACCUCACUGCCCAGUCUCAGCUCAGGCUCGGCAAGUGGCACGAAGCGCUAGAGCUGCUCGGCGACACCAACCCUUUCAACAAAGACCCAAAUCACGGCUAUAACGUAAAGUGUCACGAUGGCGGGAUUAAGAUUGAGUCCUCCCUCUGUCACCUGCGAGGUCUCAUCCACCUCCACCUCAACAGCCCUGAUAAGGCUAAAGAGUCUUUCAUCGAAGCUCUCUCUCUCGACGUGAAGAAUUACGACGCUUUUAUCAAACUAGUCGGUGGUUCUAUGUUGUCUGACGAGGAGGAGUGGCACUUCGUGCAGUCCCUUCACUACAAAGAGCAGAUUGAGCAUGAUAGCGAUUUCGUUAAGUUGAUGUACACGACGCAGCUGAAGAAAAAUCCCGCGCAUGCAGCGCAUAUCGACAGAUCGCGCGAUGAGCUGUGUUUGGAGAAGUAUGGCUUUGAGCAGAAUGUCGAUAUAUUGCAAUCGCGAGCCGAUUCGCUCUACUCACAGCUGAGAUAUGGGGAGUGUUUCAAGCAGACAACAGACAUCCUCAAACACCACCCAUCCCACCCAACAACCCUUCCACUACACAUAGCGUGCAUGCAGCACCUACCCAAUCUGCGCAGCUCGCUUUUUCUGCUCGCUCACCAGCUCAUCGAGACGGACCCUGACAGUGCGGUGUCGUGGUACGCCGUCGGCGUGUACUACUAUCUCGGCAGCUACUACCAGGAAGCGCGCCGGUACUUGUCUAAAUCCAGCCUUAUGGAUCCGCGCUUCCAGCCGGCGUGGAUAGCAUUCGGACAUGCUUUCGCACUCGAGGGUGAGCAUGACAGCGCCAUUACGGCUUACUCGACAGCGAGUAGACUGUUUCCGGGCACGCACCUCGCCUUGCUCUACAUAGCAAUGCAGCAUAUCCAGCUGGCGAACAACGGUGUUGCGAUGGGAUUCCUCGCGGGUGCACUGUCUAUUUGCACCAACGACCCCGCGGUCUACCACGAGAUGGGCGUCGUGAGCUACUUCAAUAUGGAGUAUAGCAAAGCAGUGGAGUAUUUCGGCAGGACGCUCGAGCUGGAGGGGUUGGAAGGGGGUGUUGAUGUACAGGAAGAUUCACUUACACACGCACACAAAACCACCGCAACUACCUAUCUCGGUCUCGGACAGGCGCAGCGCAAGCUGAAGCAGUUAGCACAAAGCAAGGCGAGUCUCCUGCGCGCGCUGCAGGUCGAUGAUUCAUGUACUGCCACACUCACCACUCUCGGACUCGUCCACAAUGAGCUAGGCGAGAUGGAAGACGCCAUCGAGGUCUAUCACAAAUCCCUCUCCAUACUCCCAGGUGACGCUAUGACGACGGAGUUGCUCAAGUUGGCAGUCAGCUGCAAUGUGCGCGCUACGUCGGCGGAGAAAUUCAAUCGCCUGCCGGAAGCGUGGAGGGUAGGGGGAGUAGGUGGUGAUAACAAUAACAAUACCAACCACACCAAUCACACUAAUAACACACUCUCCUUCCGCGAUGACUCGUCUAUUCUCAGUCAGAGCAAUAGCAACAUCGAUAUGACGCGCCAUCUAGAUGACGAGGAGAGUAUGCUUAUUGAGUAA
This is a messenger RNA of Wallemia ichthyophaga EXF-994, 2028 nucleotides long. Its product is annotated as Anaphase-promoting complex subunit cut9. Bases 1 to 2028 code for a protein of 675 amino acids. The transcript has 2 exons. Lineage: Eukaryota; Fungi; Basidiomycota; Wallemiomycetes; Wallemiales; Wallemiaceae. Gene Ontology annotation, biological process: cell division. The record is from RefSeq and is a predicted model, not a curated record. Gene Ontology annotation, molecular function: protein binding.